AUGAAACCCUCAAAGAAACCCGGCGAUCUGCCACGACUUCGCACAGUGAACGACCUGCGAGCCCGCAAUGCCAACACAAAGAAGAUGACCAGUCCACUCCCUGACAUCGAUGGGAUUAUGCAUCGCGUUGCCUCCAAAAGGUACCGGAUGAUUUUGGAUCUUAAGGAUGCCUAUGAGCAGGUGAGGAUUGACCCUUCUGAUGUGUGGAAGACUGCUUUCUCAACACCAAAUGGCAAUAUGGUUAGCAAUGUACUCCAGAUGGGAGACUGUAAUGCACCAGCGACGUAUCAAGCCUUAAUGAACCAUAUUUUUUUGCCGUACAUAGGAAAAUUCAUGGAUGUGUACCUGGAUGACAUCAUUAUCUAUUCAGACUCGUUGGCCGAGCACGUCAAGCACGUUAAAAUCGUUCUGGGUGUCUUAGAACAAGAAAGAUUCUACUUAUCUGAGGGAAAACUCGAUUUUUUAUGCUCAAAAGUGAAGAUCCUCGGACGAAUUGUCAAUGACGAGGGCAUCCAGAUGGACCCUCAUAAGGUCGACGCACUCCUUCGUUGGAAGGUACCAACAAACCAGGAUCUCCUGCGUGGAUUUCUGGGAGCGGUGAGCUACCUCACUGACGAUAUUGAUCGUGUUCGGAUCCCUAUGGGUGUUCUACACACUUUGACAAGUAAUUCCGUACCUUUCUGUUGGGAUUUCACGCACCAGAGGGCCUUCAAAGAGAUAAAGGAGCUUGCAAAUAGGCGCCGUGACCACCAUAGGCACCUGAUCGAUCAUUCGCCGGGUGCACCACCCAUUAACUUGAUCACGGAUGGAUGCAUCACUGGUGUUGCCGGCGUUAUUAGCCAAGGAAACGACUGGAAAAAUGCACCUGUAGCUGCAUUCUACUCAGUGAAGCUAUCACCCGCUCAACAGAAUUAUCCAGUUCACGAAAUCGAACUUUUGGCUGGACUCGAUGAUGUGGUAGCUGCGGGAGUGUGCCUACAAAGUGGAUCGAACAACCACUUCACAGGGAAACACAACUUAUUGACCAGGACAACUACCCAACCAACAAAAUUUGUAUUUAGGGAGGGAGAUGAUUUACGGUAUACAAUCGAAUGCAACAGCACCGUUGUCUAA
Molecule: messenger RNA, 1113 nt
Organism: Cyclocybe aegerita
Lineage: Eukaryota; Fungi; Basidiomycota; Agaricomycetes; Agaricales; Hemipholiotaceae
Source: the annotation of a GenBank genome assembly